Petromyzon marinus (sea lamprey) is the source of this 1433-nucleotide messenger RNA. Its product is annotated as CDC42 small effector protein 2-A-like. The record is from RefSeq and is a predicted model, not a curated record. Gene Ontology annotation, cellular component: plasma membrane. Gene Ontology annotation, biological process: regulation of Rho protein signal transduction. Lineage: Eukaryota; Metazoa; Chordata; Hyperoartia; Petromyzontiformes; Petromyzontidae. Gene Ontology annotation, molecular function: small GTPase binding.
UUCGUGACUGCACGAAUCCAUGCUCUUUGGUUCUUGUAGGUUACUUAUGGUACAGUCCGUCGCGCGCGUUAACAAUCGGCGCGGACCGUACCACUGUCUGUAGGAGGCGGGUGUGUGGGGGGGUACAGAGUCCGCACGUCAAUCAACGGGGCACGCGCCUCCCGAGAGUUGGCGGAGUACAUAUUUAUUUAUUUUUGUGUUUGUUGGCCCCGCCUACGUGCGAACGUCACUUCCGCUGGCGAUUCAAACGCGGAGGAAGCGUGGCGCUUUGGGUUGGGCCGGGCUGAUCGGAACCUCGAGUGGUCGCAGCCGUCUCGGACUCAACGCCAACGACCCCGCUACUCUCGCCACCGAUUCUGGGCCUCAGAGUAACUAAAGCCGAGUCGCUUCGGGGUCUUCUUAACAUUUUCUUUCUGGGGCCGAAACCAGGACUCUUUAAGCGCAACCGAACAAGAGUGGUUGCGAUAAUUCGAUCCGAACAAGAGGUCAUCCAAACGGGGAGAGAUCCGCGCAUCAGUGCCGGGGAUAAACGAGAACUUCCCUUGCACCAGGGCUGGGCUGGAACAUCUGCAGCCGGAACGUCCGGGGGUUGUUCCAAACCAGAAGCCGGCGGAGGAGGAGGAGGAAGAGGCGUCAGCGCGGAUCGCGAAGACACGGGGACCGGGAGAGGUGAUACGUGGUAUACCCGUGACCCAGCGUGACGGAGUCGGCGUUGGUUCCUGGUGGAGAUGAGCGAGUUCUGGAUCUCGCUCGGAUGCUGCGUGGCCGAGCAGCCUCAGCCCACGCGAAGGAGGCGAAUCGACCGGAGCAUGAUCGGAGAACCGACCAACUUCGUGCACACGACGCACGUCGGCUCGGGGGAGAUGUUCAACGGAGGGAACAACACGAACCUGGUAUGCAUAUGCAGCACCAGAUGCAGUCCAAGGGGGGCUACGGGAGGAGCUUGCGGGAGUCAGGGGGGGGCGCCUCCCGACACCUGGUGGACACCACAGCCGGAUGAGAGGGUGUGGGGCCGGGGUGUGGGGGGGGGUGUGGGAGAGGUGCCAAAACCAAGCAGGUCCGCGUCUUCGUGACUCCCGGGCUCGGUGUAACGUCGCAACUCGCGGGAGACGACUCUUGUUCAAGCAGCCGCCAUCGCUGACGCGAGGGGUGCGGGGAAAACUUUAGCAAUGUUCUCCCUUGUGGUGGGACGAGCCACAUGAUGCGUUAACACUUAGAUGAUGUUCCUGUUCCUUUUUCUGGGUCACUUGUAAAGUAUAAAGAGGGCUGUGUUUGAUAGGGGAGCUUUAGGAGGGGUGGGUUGGGGGGGGGGUUAGGGAGACCGACAGAAUACAACGUAAAGCUCUGUUUGCGGUCCGAUGCAGCGAGCACUGAUGGGCGGGAGAACCCUGCGGCUCCUGAAAAAGCCUGACCCAAAAAUCAAAACAUCAAAA